Molecule: messenger RNA, 13658 nt
Organism: Spirodela intermedia
Lineage: Eukaryota; Viridiplantae; Streptophyta; Magnoliopsida; Alismatales; Araceae
Source: the annotation of a GenBank genome assembly
AUGUCAUCUUCUGAUCGGACACUACAAGACAGGCAAGAUUCAGUCAGUUUGGACACUGACACGGGAAUUGUAGGAUCUGCUUCUGGUACACGAAGUUUGACUGUCGCUUCUGCACCGUCUGGUCAAUCUCUUCAAGGAUCAGAUGCAGGUCCUUCUCAAACGACUGCUUCGCCUAAUCCAAUUUCAGGUUCAUUAAGAACUAUCGGUCUGCCUGCUGUCGGAGGCCUAUCAUCCCCGACUUCAAGGGGAUUCGACACUGUUGCCUCUGGGACAUCACAAGAGCAUGUUCAACCCAAAAUUUUCACCUCAACAGGCAACAUUGCCCCAUUGCCUCCCUUUUCUUACAAUGUCUUUCCAAGAUCGAACUCUACUUCUGGGAGUCCUCAACAAUCAUUAUCUUCUCCUGUGAGUGUCGAAGUCUUUUGGUAUCAUGGCCAUUAUACAAUUUCCUAGUUUUUAUAUUUAUUUGUUAUGUUCCUACUUGUUUUUUUAUUCAGAUUGUAAAAAUAACACCACCAAUGCCGCCAUCUGCUCUUCAACCACCAGUUCCUGGGCAAGCUUCAGUGUUGAGGCCUUCUUUUUCAUAUAAUAUCUCUUCACUGUCUAAUGUUAAUCCCACAUUAAGUCAGCAGUUUCAGCCUUCCAUUGUAAGUCCAACUGAGUUCUUUACUUUACGUUACUUUGAUAUUAUUCUAUUCUACAGUACCAUUAAACUGCUGUGUGCUUCUUUUCCAGGUUACAGGUAACACUAAUCUGCAUGCUGACCUAUCGAUACCUUCGGCAGUUGUUCCAUCAUUUCAACAGUCCGUUGCUGGGCAAUCAGUGGGUUUAAAUUCAAAUUCACUGGGUUCAAUUAAACAGAAUCCUUCAGCUGUUGCACAGUUGUCAUCAUCAACAAGCUUCUCAUACAGUGUUAAUUCCCAUGCUGGGACAGUUGAUUCCUCACAGAAGGCAGUGUCAUCAAAGUCGGUAUGUUUAUCUUCACUCAUUUUUCUUAGAGAGUUUUUACUUGUGUGCUGAUGAUCUGACUUUCUGAAUUAUUGCAGACUACCUCAGGUGCAGCUGUAGCAGAGCCCAUUACUGUUACUUCUUCAUCAAUUACUUCACAAUCCUCGCUGUCAGUGGCACAUGUGCCUCCUAGUUUUAGUACAAAUCUACCUCCAUCUCCUAAUUUGAAUUCUGCAACCAUUCGAAUGUCCAUUGUCCCAUCAUUUUCUAGGCCAUCUGGGAUGCCAGGAAAUGCUGGCCAAGGACCAUCGAGGUUGGAUUCUACCAAUUUGCCUCCGAGUCUUACUAUUCAGCCAACAAAUGUGGACUCAUCUUCAUCAAGGCCCAUUUUGCAAUCUCCUGUUUCAGCUCCACAAAAUUUGGUUCCGGCUCCAGUUUCAAUUCUGCAAAAUAUGCAACAGCAAAAUUAUCCAACUUAUCCAUCAAUACCUCCUCAGCCUGUAGCUCCUCAGGCUCUUUGGUUGCAUGGUCCUCAUGUGGGCACUGCGCAACAUGCCCAAUUUGUACCGUAUGCUGGUGCUCUUCCUGCUUUUCCAAUGGCUAUGCAGAGUAUGCCUUAUGUUCCUUCGCCAAAUUUGCAGCCUCCUGGGAUUUCUGCCCCUGUUUCUUCUGCAGGAAUGCAAUCUGCGACAGUUGAACUUGUCCAGGCAGGGAAGGAUUUUAGUGCACAAUCAGCUACUGAAGGCAUUGGUAAUUUUUUUCCCUGUUCUUAUUUCUUUGAUUCAGGUUCCACAGAAUGAUCAUGCAGAACAAUGUUUAGGGAUGGAAAUGGGUCAGGCAUGGCACAGCUGUGGUCACCUCAUACAAAGUCUGGACUUGAUCCCAAGAAAGUCUGGAAACUAGGUUCUGCGCUAGAUCUUCUGAAACCUGAGCCUAGUAUCGGCCCAGCCCAUCCAAUGACUUUCCCGUUGGUGGUAGCCAUGUAUGUGGGAAGUGGGCUCCUAGAUUGGAAAAGGGUGGAUUCUGCGGCGGAUAGGGUAGAAAGGAUGUAGUCAGAUAGGAAGAGGAAGAGGCGUGUGAGCAGAUAGGUAGAGGACAUGGUCUCCUAAGGGAACUGAUGAAAGGGGCUACAGCUGGGUGUAGUAUGGGAACAUGAGAGGCCCUGGAAAAAGGGUUCACUAGAUAAGGAGAGGUUUGGUUUGUGGGGUGAUGGUGGAUUGCAGUGUGCAUGAAGGGUGUUGGGUGGAGGAGGCAGGGCAGUGGUAGUGUGGGAAGGGGCAUUAGGCAUCUGUUCUGGAUCUCUGAAGUUCAGAUCUUAAAUGAUAAACUGCUACCAUUUCUGGUUUCCACGGGCUGUUGAGACCCCAUUCCUGUGACAUUUUAGACUGACUUGUUGGUCAUGGAUCAGGUACAGAACAUGCUGCUGAAGCCUUGGGCAAGAAUGCGGAUUUUGCUAAGAAUGAAGAAACAGAUGCAUGGACCUCACACAGAACCGAGAAUGGUGCCAUAUACUAUUACAAUUCCAUUACGGGCAAAUCAACAUAUGAAAAGCCUUUGUGUUUUAAAGGCGAGGUAGAUGCAUUGCCCUUUUUGAUUGCUGUUAGAUUAGAUAUUUCAACAAGUUAUUGAGUUUCAGUUACCUGCUCUCUGCUUUUUGCAGCCAGGGAAAUCAGAUGCUCAGCCAACUCCAGUUUCAUGGUAUGCUUGCUGAGUUUCUGGUAGGAUAGACUCUAUUCUCAAAUUUAAUAUUGUAUAUGGAUGUUAUUAUGACUCUUCUAUAUUUUUUGCCUUUUUAUUAGUUAUGACUCCUAUAUGUUUAUAUUAAUUGUUAAUAUUAUUGCGUUUUCUGAUCUAGUUCUAUUUUUUGUCUCUCUAUUCUAACUGCUGCCGUUUCGAGUUUAGAUGCUGCAUUGAGAAGCUUAAAUGUAUAUAACUGGUCAAAAAAUUUCUUGCGAGCUUGUGACUGACCAUGCGUUUUUUUUUUUUGUUGCCUUAUUUCGUAACUCAGCUUUUGUGUUGUUAACGAUUUGAGACAUGUAAGGUGCAUAUUAUCUUAAUUGCAAAUCUUUAGAUGCUAGAGUCAUUGAAAAACAAAAGCUAUUGUUAAUGAAUGAGGUGCUCCUCAGCUUUAUAACAUAUUUCUCUGUACUAAAUUUUAUAGAACUAUCCUUAACACACAUCUGCAAGUGUAAGCAAUCGUUUUGGGUUUUGUCGCAUGCAUAAUAUAAAUGUGUACAUGUUUUUUUAAGAACAACCAUUGGCUGUGAUACUAUAAUAAAUCCAUUAACUGUUCAACUCAAAUAAAUGACAAAAGUAUAAAGUGGGGAUGUCGUAAUAAUUAGAGUUUUGUUUUAAUAUUAAAUAAUGCGGAACUAUUCUAUCAUCUGUAUUUGAUUUGGUCAGAGUCAGAGAUCUCUAGUUUUCAAUGCUAAAUAACUUAGUGGCAAACAAUAACUUGAGUUGCUAUUGCGGUCUUAAAUUAAGCUCCCUCUGUUUUUAAGGAAGCAAGUCUGCUAAUUAUUGGUGCUGUAUCAUAUAAACUGUGCUUGAAGUACGUUGUAAGUGCGUGAUAAUUGUGUAGUAACAUUGACUUAUAUCACUUUUUGGUGAGGUUUAGGCCAUCGGAUAUAGUAUUUUACUCUAAAAGUUUCUGUUGAUUUUAUGAAUUUCUAUGAAGGGGCUAUGUUUUGGCGUACAUUAAUUUAUAAAUAUUAAUCUUAUGCAGGGAAAGGAUAGCUGGUACUGACUGGACAUUAGUCACUACAAACAAUGACAAAAAGUACUACUAUAACAACAAAACAAAGGUAUUUAUUUCGAUAAAGGACCUUUUAGUAUCAUCCUUACAUAGCCAUUAUAUUAUCAUCCUUGCUGACAUCGAAUGGAAACUGCCCACAAGAAAUUGCUUGCCUGAUGAAUUUUCAUUUGGACCAUUCAUAAAAAUCGUCAUGAUUUUCGAAGGUCGCUUGCUUAUCUCUCAUCUUGGUAGUUAUUUUAGUUUUCUUUCGUUCGUUUGAAUUUUUCCAGAAUGGAACAUCAUGACAAUGUAAAAGUUUUGCUGUAAAUAUAAUUUUGUGGUGUAAAAUAUUCCCUAGGUGUUUGAAGAUCUCCUUCAUUAAUUAAUCUCAAUAAUGUUAGAAGAAUAUUUUGGCUCUGUCUCUGAUGUGCUCGGGUUAGUAAGUAGAGCAAGGUCUUCAACAAUCCAUUAUCCAAUAUCUAGCAGGAUGUCUCUGUUUGAUUUUCCUUUGAUACGCCAGAAUAGGAGGUUUUUUUGCCAAUUUAGUUUUAAUGAAUAAUAGUGUACAAUUUAUUAACUUCAGACACCCUUGUGCAAAGUCUUUGUACAUAAUUUUUUAAUAUACACAACCCUUGAAGCAAUGGACCAAAGAUUGGUGGUCACUAUCUCCACAUUGUUGCUGCACAUAGUUCCUUCUGGAACCAGAAACUUGAGACCCGCAGUGUUAUAAGAAAACCUACAGUCUUAUCUCAACCAUGUCUCACACUCAGAAACUUCCACAACUUAUGUGAUACCCCUCUAUCCACAUGAGAUAUUCUUUCAUGAUAAGUAGUUUGUUCUGCGUUUUGUGGUAGAUGCCAUGUCCUCAGAAUUGGGGGAUUUGAAUUGAAAUGGGAACAAGCCAAUCUGUUUUUGGGGGGCAGCAGCCAAUCUACCAUGUCCUAAACAGGGUUGCAAUUUGUAUAAAAACUCUGGUCCGCAAAAAAGUAUUAUUUGAGUUUGUUAGAAAACUGAUUAGUGGAUGAAAUGCUGUGUGUGAGCAUUAAGUCUGACUGAAAUAUUAGGAAUCUGUCGAGGAAGUUAUGCAACUUUGUUAGUCCUGCUCAGCUUUUCAUUCGUUCUAAUGUUUCCUUUGUUUAUGUAUGCUAUCUUGUAGUCAUUUAUUUAUUUCAUUGUUGACUGAUGCUUGUUUUUCCAGCCCUUAUUUUCCUGGUGCCAUACUGACGUUUCUGAAAUAAAUAGGGUGAUUACAUGCUCAUGCACUGUUAAUUGUGAAACAUGGUUUAUAGCUUUUCUCUCAUCGUGCUAUUGUUUAUGUUUUAUUUUUCACUUAAAGUCUUGGGAAUCUUUGUCUGUUUUUGCUGAUUCAGAUAAGCAGUUGGCAAAUCCCAUCCGAGGUUUCGGAGCACAAAAAGAAUCAGGAUAGCGAUCCUUCAAAAGAAAGUUCAAGCUCAAUUCGAAAUCCUAGCAUAACAAACGACAAUGGUUCUGGCCUUGUCGGUGUAAAUGCAUCUGCUGUUCAAACAGGUGGCCGUGAUAUGGCUUCCUCUAGGACUGUUCCUCUUAUCUCUUCAUCUGCAUUGGACUUAAUUAAAAGGAAGCUGCAGGAUGCAAGUGCUCCUGUCACAUCCUCGCUGCUUCCUUCAUCUGCCCCGGAAUUGACAGAGUUGAGUGGCCCUGGUGUAGCUGAUGCCACAGUUAAAGGCCAACAGAGUGAAAAUAGCAAAGAUAAAAUAAAAGACGCAAACGGGGAUGCCAACAUUUCAGAAUCUUCCUCAGAUUCAGAUGAUGAAGAUAAUGGACCCACGAAGGAAGAGUGUAUUAUCCAAUUCAAGGUGAUUUUCUUUAUACUUGUGUCUUGUCAGUAUUAUUUAUUUAUUAUUUAUUUUUUCUGUUGAUAUAAAAUUAAGUGGAUUUUCAGAAAUUAUUUUUCUUGUUUCUGUAACUAUGGAUAAUCACAAAGAGGCUCUUUGUGAAAAGCUCUCAUUUGUCAUUUUUCAUGUUGCAUCUAACUUGGAAAAUUUUCAUAUAUGUUUGAUCUUGUUAUUUCGAUUCUGCAGGAGAUGCUCAAAGAACGAGGUGUAGCGCCGUUUUCAAAAUGGGAGAAGGAACUACCUAAGAUAAUAUUUGAUCCACGUUUCAAGGUUUGCUGAUUUAAAUACUUUAAUUAUGAAUAUAUUUGUUUGAAACUCUUGCAACUCUCAUUGAAGAUUUGUUGGACCCCGAAUGCUUCUGUUUGAAAACUAUUGCAACAUAUUUUUUUUUGACUUCAUAUUAUUAUCUUCUUCUUUCUUUAACAAUUAGCAUUGUGUGCACUUUUUUCUUACAAUUAACAGUUAGCAUUGUGUGCACUUCUUUCUUCAUUUGAAUCUGUCUAUAUUUCGAUACAUGGCGUCAUAGAUGUGCUGAUUUAAUUUCUUGUUUUGAACCAAUCUCGCUUACAGUUUGACAUAUCGUUGUCACUUUGGUUACUGUAUGUUUUGUUAUUUGUGUACACCUUUUUUCACCCAUUUUUAGUUUGGUAUCGUAAGACUCAAGUGGAUUCAGUUAUUUGAAUGGGUGAAGUUAAUUGUUAUUGAAACAGAGGUGGAUUGGAUUCUUGGAAUCUGUUGAUUUGGCGGUGAUGUGAUCUGAACCAAUGAAGUACUAUCAAAGUCAUUUGAAUGUAUUCUAGGAGAACAUGAUUUGGGCGGAUGGUUUGGGUGUUUGAUAGAAACUUUUUAUUUCAAUCCAAGCAGGAUCAGUCUCUUGGCAAUGUGUUUACGGGUACAUGGAAAAAAAAAGGUAACAAUCUAUAUUCUGAAACAUAUUGCUAAGUUGGACUGGGAAAAUGUCAAUUUUGUGACUGAUCUUACUAUUCUGGAAUGUAAUAUAUGGCAAAGUCCAAUUCGCUCUCUGAGUUGGAUCUUAAUAAUCUCUUCUGUAUUCUCAUGCAGAAAAGUUGGUUGUAAUUUGACUCAGGCUUUCAUAUGUUUUCUUUCAUGAUGGAUUUUUGCUCGUAUCGAGUUUAUUUGAAGGUGGUUUAUGAACCAGGGAUCCUAAAUAUUUGAGCAGUUUCCCUGGAGAUCAUCUUGGACACUACAAUAUGGACAUUAACUGGCAGUUAGUGAGCAUGAUAUCAGAUUCAAUCGUUUACAUAAGUCCUGAUGGAGCGAAGGGCACAAAUCUGUUGCAGCUGCCUCACUUUUGUACCAGCUUUCAGUGUAUUAGAAAAAUGUUUGCAUUUAUGCUUCAAUGAGAGAAGCCUCUUACUAAUAUUGACUCUUAAAAUGUGACAGUAUGUUCACAAAUGGAAACGGUAUUAAACUUGUGGAUUGUGUGACUAAUAUAUUUCGACAUGCCUUGGUCACUCGGUUGCAUGUUUUUAUUUCCGCAUACCUUUUAUGCUGCAGUGUUUGUAUAUCUAGGUCUGUGCUUUUACCUAUCUGUACAGGUGCAGACAAGCCUGUGACAGCUUGUCUUGGUUUCAUAGAGACAGGCAAUUUCGAUAUUUUCUUAUUUGUGACAUUUUUUUUACAAUUUCUGAGGUUUAAAUUCGAAAUUAGAGAAGAUAUUCUCUAAAUUCGUUAGAAAUUGUUUACUUUUAGUGAUGUAGUUUAUUUUUUUGAAUAGCCAUAAAUCUUUAAUUAUACCUUGAAAUACUGCAUCAGGCAUGCAUCGUACUGAUGGAAAGGUGAAACCGAAAUUAUAAGAGGAAUACUAAAUAAGAAUGUGCAUGAUGGAAAUUGGAAUGGUAGAAAAUAUUUUACGAAUUAGCAAGCAGCAAGAGGAUGAAAUAUGGUUGAAUACGUGCCACAUUGAAUGUAAGUAACCAUCUAAACAAAAUGAGCAUCCAAUGCUGAAAUGCAAUGAGGUUUCAAGAUCUGUAAUAUGCAGGUCUAGUUUUUACAAGAUCCCAAGUUACCGUUUAUUUUAAAAAAGAGAGUCCAUUCUUCUUUAGCUUUUGAUUUCUAAUGUUUGCCUUCCUUAUCUAAUGGCACAUGGUCAGAGAUAUCCUUCACAAAUUUUGUUUUCUUGUUGGAGAUGGUUUUUUUUUCCCUUCACGUUUAUAUCUGAUUGCUGAAUAGUGUUGAGGCAAGUUUGCUAGUAUGCUGAGAGGAUUCUUUUUCUGGCAAAUGUUUGCCUUUGUUGGUGAAAAUCGACCCUGUGCCUUUUAUUGACAUGAUUUUGAGCCUUUUUGGGUAAAUGUUAUUCGCUGAUCGUGACUGAUGUCCUCAAAUGGGUAUUCUGAUUGAAGGCUGUGCAAAGUCAUUCUGUUCGGAGGGCUUUAUUUGAACACUAUGUUCGGACGCGAGCUGAAGAAGAGCGCAAAGAAAAAAGAGCUGCACAGAAGGCUGUGAUAGAUGGUUUUAAACAGUUGUUAGAUGACGCUUCAGAGGUUGCUUUGCCAUCAUAUUUUGGUUUCCACUCUAUGAAAUUUCGGAUUCUUUUUUUUUUUAAUUAUUGUAUUUUACCAUCACUAAUGGUUGUAUAUAACAGGACAUCAACCUUAAGACAGACUAUCAAGCUUUCAAAAGGAAAUGGGGUAGUGAUCCCAGAUUUGUGGCAUUGGGUCGCAAGGAAAGAGAGCUUCUUUUAAGUGAGAGGUAUGUUUAUUGAGUGAUGAUGCAUAAACGCAUUCAUAUAAAAUCAUCUCGUUUAGCGGCCAUAUAAAUAAUAGUCAAAAUUUUGUAAAUUGUUUUUGAUUUUACUCGCAGAAUUCUCUCAAUUAAGAAGGUGGUUGAGGAGAAGAUUCAAUCUGUACGUGCAGAUUUUAAGUCUAUGCUUCGAGAGAGAGCCGGAAUAACAGUCUCCAGUCGUUGGUCUAGGGUAAGUAUGUAUUGGCUGUUAUUUUUCUAGGUCUGAGACGCCUUGGAUUUUUUUCACCUGUCUUUCUGAUCAUUCUGUGGUUGUGCGUUUAAUGUAGUAAAAUAUGGCCUCUCAAUCUCUUAAAUGAUCACAUGAGAGUACUUUUCAGUUAAAAUUCAUUGUACGUUUUUAAUGAUUGCUGCUUACCGAAUGAAUACAUCACAUUAUAAAUGACUCCAACAGAGAAAAUCCUAACCCUAAAGUUAAAACACAUUAUUCAUUGCUUGCUUAUUGCUUGUACGUCUAAAUGCGCUAUAAUUAUUACACUUUUUGUGCUGAGUUUUUGGGCUACUCUGACUGUGAUAUUUAGUCAAAUUUCGAAAUAAGAAAAGAGCUCUAAGAGGUCAUCAUAGUGACAUUAGCUCAAUGAUUAAAGGAUACGUUUUCCCCUUUUACAUAGUUGAAAUUAGUAGGUACAUUUUCAUCAUUUUUUCUUCUUCUUAUGUUAUUCUUAAUUGUGUGAUAAAAAAAUAUUUGUAUGUGCACCCAAGAUAUACGGUCUUAUUUGUCUUGAAUCUCCAGGCCAUUGAUUUUUAUGCUGUCCUCAAUCUACUUUGGCUUCCUAUCACAAGUCAUCAAUUACAAAAUACUUCUCAACCAAAUGGGACAUCAAUAAGGGGGUAAAAUCUCUAAUGAGGAGAUGUGAUAGUAUGACCCUAAUGACGAAUGUGGUCAUAGGAGAUGAAUAUUCACUUCUUCACACAGGGUUGGUAGAUAAGGAAAAUAUUUAGUGGUGAAUGGUAGUUAAAAGGGAAAGUAGAUAAAUCAAUAAGACAAUAGAUUUAGUAAGGUGCUAAUAUUUUGUGUUGGAUAUUUAGAGAGAGGGUUACCUUUGGUAGUAGUGGUGGGCAUUAGAGCCUUGCUCAAUUCAAUGAUGUCAGAUCCAACAACUAUAGACACACCUAUCCAUCAUUAUGUCGACAUUAGGGAGCACGACCUUGGCCUCAAUAUAAUACAUAAGGCUUGUAUUCUUGGGCAAAGUCGUGUCUGGUGCAACUUGGUGCAACAAGAUGAUUGUUAGUGCUUGGAGUUCCUCAGUACAUGUUUAAGUGGUCUCUUUCACUCAAUUGGUGAGGUAUGUAGCACCAAUGUGAAACAACACAAGGUGUUAUGUCAUUUUGAUGUGGAUAUUCAAGAACUGAGUGUAUGAGAGUGAUGUUGGGACAUCUAAGCUGAAGGGGUCAGCAAUGAGUUGAGAGAGUACUACCUUGAUGCCUAAGUUGAAGCUUCCCUAGUAGGAACUUAGACAAGGUGGAGCAUGAUGCCACACGUAGUCUUAGGGACUCAUUUGAUAUAUUCAUUAAUUAUCUUUAUGAGUUUCAUAUACUUUGUGUUUUCUAGGCUGAGACAAGUGUUCAAGAAUAAUUUGAUGUUGACAAAAUGGCUUAAGCAGUGGAUGGUCGUCUCUAGGUCAUUGUGCAACUUGGCAGGAUUGGUUGCCUUGAAAAUCAUGCACGGUACCUUGGUUGUAUAGGCUUGAAUGACAGCUUGACUGACAUGGUGAUUCACCAUCCAUUAAUUGACCUUGGUGUUUAGUGCUACUAAUAGUAAUUGAUUUACUGAUGUGUCAUUAUUAACUAAAGCCAUCAGAUUUUUGAUCUCGUCAUUAGUGUUCUCGACAUAUUAAUGAAUCAAUCAAUAUUAGUAGCAUUAAGUAUCAAGUUUAAUUAGUGGAUGAUGAAUCAUUAUGUCGGCCAAGUCAACAUUCAAGCUUAUGUAGUCAAAGUAGCAUGUAUGAUUUUAAAGACAACUAAGCUGGCCAAGUUGCAUAGGAUACUAGUGAUGGCCAUCCACUGCUUAAGCCACUUUGUCAACAACAAAUUAAUUUUGAGCACUGGGCUCAGCCCAAAAUAUGUGAAGAAUGUGAGACUUGAAAAGAUAACUGAUGAAUAUAUCAAUCAAGUCCCUAAGGUCACGCCUGUCAUCAUGCUCCACCUUGACUCAAUUCUUACUGAGGUAGUUAGCAAAGGGUUGUCAAGGCGAUGCUCUCUCGACUCACCGUCGUCCCAUCAUCACUCUUAUACACUUAGUUCUUGAACAUGCACAUUAAAGCAACAUACCUUAUUAAUUGAGUGAAAAAAACCAUUGAUGCAUACAUUGAGGAACUCUUAAGUGCUACAGCCAUCUUCUUGCACCACGGUGCACCAUACACGACAUUGUCUAAGAACAUGGCCCUUAUGCACUAUGUCGAGUUCAAGGUCGUGCUCCCUGAUGUCAAUGUGAUGAUGGGCAUCAAUGGUUGCUGGAGCUGACAUUGAUGAACUGGUCAAUGCAUUAAUACCUGCCACUGCCAAAGGUAACUCUCUCUCUGAAUUUUCAACACAAUAUUAACACCUUGUUGAAUCUAUUUUCUUAUUGAUUUAUCUACUUCUUCUUUUAACUGCCGUUCAUCACUGAACGUUUUACUUAUCCACUAACCAUGCAUGAAGAAGUGAAUAUUCAUCUCCCAUGACCACAUCACUCAUUGGGGUCACACUAUCACAUCUACUCAUUGCAGAUUUUAUCUCCUUAUUGAUGUCCCAUUUGGUUGAGAAGUGUUUCGUACAAUAUUUGUGUCCUAGUCUGAACUAAAAUUUUAAAUGUUUUUAUUCAGAAUUUGAUACUCUUCUCAACCAAUUGAUGGCCAUUUAAAUUUGCAAAAAUAUAUGCCCUUUGGUUUCCACAAAUGUACUUGUUGUGGUUGUCCUCAAGCCAUCGAGUUCAAACUCUAACAUUGUCGUCAUCUAUGUGAGUAUACCUUCAGUUUUUUUAUCAUUUCUUAGCGUCGCUGUAACCUUUCAUGAAAUAACUCUGGUUGGAGUCCGCUAUAAGGAUGCAGAAAAUUCUUUACUCUGUGCUCAAAAUUUUGUGGAUAUCACCUAAAAAGGGCUCUGAAUAUCUUUGCUUGGGCUCUGGUUCAAGCUAAAGAUGACUGAACAAGGGAGGCCACGCAGGAUAUUAUAUCCAGUUGGAUUGUCCUUUAUGCGCAUCAAACAUUAAAGGGAAAAAGAUAAAAAAAAAAGGUUCUUUCUUCUCUAUUGACUGUAGGCCUGUUAAAUUCUUUCUGCUAUGGGUCUGACAGGCCUUAGCAUCCGCACAGGCUAUACUUGUCAUGUAAAACAUUGAAGUGGGAACUUCUUGUGUGUGAGAAAAAUCCAAGGGGCUGACAAGCGUGUCUUUGAUUUAUAUUUUUGUACAGUUAUCCAUGCUUUAUCCAUAUAUUUACCCUGUCUCUCUUUAUUUUCCAUGAUGCUUAGGUCAAGGAUAGCUUGAGGGAUGAUCUAAGGUAUCGAUCUGUCAAGCGUGAGGAUAGAGAGGCAUUCUUUAAUGAGUACAUAUCAGAGUUGAAGGCAGCAGAAGCAGAAGUUGAGCUUGCUGCGAAGGCCAAAAUAGAGGAGCAAGUAUGCAGCCCGGAAUUGUUUUCUUGUGUGCUUUUGCCUUGUAUUUUCUAUAAUUUACAUCGUAAUAUUAGCUUAAAAUGAUUGGAUUUUCGCUGCCGAUUCUUUAAUUGUUUGCUUUUUUUCUUUCAUGUUCAGGAAAAGUUAAAAAAGAGGGAGGAAGAAAUGCGCAAGAAAAAGCAGAGAGAGGAACAGGAAAUGGAGGCUGUGAGAUUGAGAGUUCGUAGAAAGGAGGCCGAAUCUUCAUAUCAGGCUUUACUUGUGGAAAAGAUUAAAGAUGCCAAGGUUGCUAUUUUCAUUAGUCUUCAUGCAUCCGUGGGAGAUAUUAUCCCUGUACAUAUGCUCCUUUUCAUCCCAGAGUGUUCUUCCAUUUCUGGUCCAUGAUCUAAUAUUUUCAUCUUUUCUGGAACAUAAAAAUUCCUGCAUGGUUGCUAUUUUCAUUAAUAUUCAUGCAUCCGUGGGAGAUAUUAUCCCUGUAUAUAUGCUCCUUUUUAUCCCAGAGUGUUCUUCCAUUUCUGGCCCAUGAUCUAAUAUUUUCAUCUUUUCUGGAACAUAAAAAUUCCUGCAUGGUUGCUAUUUUCAUUAAUAUUCAUGCAUCCGUGGGAGAUAUUAUCCCUGUAUAUAUGCUCCUUUUUAUCCCAGAGUGUUCUUCCAUUUCUGGCCCAUGAUCUAAUAUUUUCAUCUUUUCUGGAACAUAAAAAUUCCUGCAUGGUUGCUAUUUUCAUUAAUAUUCAUGCAUCCGUGGGAGAUAUUAUCCCUGUAUAUAUAUGCUCCUUUUCAUCCCAGAGUGUUCUUCCAUUUCUGACCCAUGAUCUAAUAUUUUUCAUCUUUUCUGGAAGAUAAUGGUUAGCUCGUUAUGUCCUUCCUUCCCUCUAUUGUAAUCGUCCGUUUUGGUCCUCUUUCUUAGGCAUCGUGGACUGAAUCCAAGCCAAAAUUGGAGAAGGAUCCUCAGGGGCGCGCCAAGAACCCUGAUUUGGACCAGGCCGACAUGGAGAAGCUAUUCCGGGAGCAUGUGAAGAACCUGUAUGAGGUAACCUUUCUGCGCUUUGCUUUAAUGGCUCCUUAUCAGUCAGUCUUCAGUGAUGCUGAUUCUCAUCCCUGGAUUAGUGAAUAAAAUCAUGCAUGUAUGUUCAACUGCAUCUCACCCAGUUUCAUCCUGCAUCUGAGGAAGCUGACCCAGUUUCUUCCUGCAUCUGGGCGAUCUCUAUUUAUGGGUUAUCAUCCCCAUGCUGAUUAAAGAUUAGAUCUUUUUAUGGCAUGGAAACAUUGGCGCUUACCCAUUAUAUUUUUAUGGCAUGCUCAUCAUGCCAAUCAUUGUUUCGCCAUAUUGGCUACCAUUAACCGACCUCCGUUCCCUUUCUUUUUCUUUUUUCUUUCCUUUUUUGGGGGGUGAAAUUUCUCAGCGCUGCGCUAGAGACUACCGCACCCUCUUGUCGGAGGUGAUCACGCCUGAAGCUGCCGAGAAGGCGGAUGCCGCCGCUGCCGACGGUGGCGGCAGUGGGAAGACCGUCCUCAGCUCCUGGUCUGAGGCGAAGAACCUCCUCCGAUCAGACCCAAGAUACUCAAAGAUGCCCAGCAAGGAGAGGGAGGCCCUGUGGUCGCGCCAUGCCGAGGAGCUCCGGCGGAAGCUCCGGCCGGCCGGUGGGGCUGCCAAGGAGAGGACCGACGGCGAGGCGAAGGGGAGGCCCGCGCCGCCCCGCGAUCUGCCUGGCGGCAGGUCGCCCAAGAGGCCCCGCCACCGGGCGGUGUGA